UAAUUUUUUUCAAAAAUUUUCGGCUUUAAGUGCAUUUUAAGUGAAGGGAUAAAAGUGAUCGAUUAAUAAUCAAAUUAAUUACUUGAAUGUGAUGCAAAAAAAAAUUUAAAAAAAAUAUUAUAAAUUAAUUUGAUUAAGCUUUGGCAUUAAAAUUGAAUAAAAAAGAAGUUCACGAGCAUAAUAUAAGAAAAUUUUGUGCAAAAAAAGUUUGUGGCUAAGAAUUAAAACCAAACGAAUAAGAAAUUGCGAUUAUAUAACGAAAAAAAGAAAGAAAAUUCAAGACAGUGGCGUCACACGAAGAAAAUACUAACACGGGCGAAUCAUCACCUUCCGCCCUGUUUUCAAAAUUUGGAGGUUCACUCUUUGGGGCCGCAACUGGAUCACCCCAAAAAGUAGUCACUAACAUUCGUGGAUUUCUAUCGAAUCACUUGCCUGGUAUUCCAUCAGUACCAGUUCCAGAUACAGGUUGCCUUACUGGAUAAAUUCGAUUAAAGAAUCUAAGCAUCAUCGGGACCCGCAAAAUUUACUACUACCAUACACAUAUCAAUCAACACUUACAAAACAUAAAAAAUAUACAAAUUAAUAAAAAAUACUAAACUAGCGAAACUAUGAGUGAAAAAUAUUAACAAAACAAGGAAAUGUGUAAAGGAUGUGCUGAAGCUAUAUAGUUGUUGAAAUUAACAAAUAUUUAUUGAACAAGCAACAGUUAAAAGGAUUAAAAAGGACAUUUAAAAUCGUAAGAAUAUUUAUCUAAAGCAAUCUUUUAUAGGAUACGAAAAGCUUCUCUUUUUAAGGAUCAAACGAAAUUAAUUAAAUCUCAAAAAUGGCGCCUUUACCAAUAAUUAAUAUGGAAUACGCAGAGGCGAAGGAAGUGUUAUGGACAAAGAUUCAAGAACCAUUGAUGCAGCGUAAGCUUAUUCUUGUGAUUGUAUCAAUAGCAUUGCUGUUAGACAAUAUGUUAUAUAUGGUCAUUGUUCCAAUUAUUCCUGAUUACUUGAGAUAUGUUGGUGCAUGGGGUGAUGAAGAUCAGCAAGAAUAUUUUGCAUCAAAAUUGCCAAAUGCUACACCAUCUACAAAAGUGCAUGAUCAUCAUGGCCAAGAAUCUGCAACUGGAAUGCUUUUUGCAUCUAAAGCAAUUGUUCAACUGAUGGUUAAUCCAUUCUCUGGUGCAAUUAUUGAUCGAAUCGGAUAUGAUAUUCCAAUGAUGAUUGGUCUCAUCAUCAUGUUUUUUUCAACAUCAUUGUUUGCAUGCGGACGAAGCUACUCAGGACUCUUCUUUGCACGUGCAUUGCAAGGUGUUGGAUCUGCUUUUGCUGAUACAGCAGGUUUGGCUAUGAUUGCCGACAGAUUUACAGAAGAAGCAGAACGUACAAGAGCACUCGGUAUUGCACUUGCAUUCAUCAGUUUUGGAUGUCUUGUAGCUCCUCCAUUUGGCGGUGCUCUAUACCAAUUUGCAGGAAAAGAAGUUCCAUUCUUAAUUCUUGCACUUAUCUCAUUGCUUGAUGGGUUUAUGUUGCUGCUAGUUAUGAAACCAAUUAAGCAACAAAUACGUGAAAGUCAAUCCGAGACACGACCAGAAUCAAUUCCAAUUUGGCAAUUAAUGAUGGAUCCAUAUAUUGCAAUAUGUGCUGGAGCAUUGAUGAUGUCAAAUGUGCCACUUGCCUUCCUUGAACCAACGAUAUCACUUUGGAUGGAAGAUACAAUGACAACAGAUAAUUGGAAAAUUGGUAUGAUUUGGUUACCAGCCUUCUUUCCACAUGUAUUUGGUGUCAUAAUCACUGUAAAAAUGGCACGUCGAUAUCCACAUCAUCAGUGGCGUAUGGCAGCUUUCGGUUUAGCAUUAGAAGGUGUUAGCUGUCUAUUUUUGCCAUUUAUCACAUCUUAUAAAUUACUUACAGUUCCCAUUUGUGUUAUUUGCUUUGGCAUCGCACUUAUUGAUACAGCACUGUUGCCGACAUUAGGAUAUUUAGUUGAUACACGCUAUGUAUCAGUAUAUGGAAGUAUUUAUGCAAUUGCUGACAUUUCAUAUUCAUUGGCAUAUGCUGUCGGACCGAUUAUUGCUGGUGGAAUAGUAGAAAUGAUUGGAUUUGUGGCACUAAAUAUUAUAAUUGCAGUAGUAAGUUUAGCGUAUGCACCUGCAUUAUCAUAUCUUAGGAGUGUCUAUGACUUUAAACCAAUGGAGAGUGAGGCAAAUAUAUUAAUGAGUGAUCCACCAGCAAAGGAAUAUCAAACUUAUUCAUUACAAAAUCAACAGCCUGCUGGAGAAUACAAGAAUCAUUUAGAAUAUGCAAAUAUAGAGCCUGGUGUGCAAGAAACGAAUAUUGAUCAGCAAUAUGACUACUCUCAGCAGCAAUAUCAACAAGAUUAUAGCUAUCAACAGCAACAACAAUAUCAACCAGGAUAUCAAGAACAGGGUGGAUCUCAAAAUCAGUCACGAAAUCUUCCACAACCUGUCGCUAAUCCAUUUAAACAGCAGCAGCAGCAACAAGAAGCUCAACAACCACGACCACCUGUAGCUAAUCCAUUCCGACAAGGAUUUAAUUAAAUCUAUUAAAUUUUUAGCAAAUUUUGUUUUCUAAAGGAUUUAAGUUAAUUAUAUGCAUAUGACUUGUUGAUUUUGUUAAAAUUCUACCUGAAUCCUUAAGUUUUAUGCUGAACUUGAUUGAUCAUUGCAAAAUUGAAUCGACGUUUAAUCCAGA
Messenger RNA from Chironomus riparius, 2699 nucleotides. Lineage: Eukaryota; Metazoa; Arthropoda; Insecta; Diptera; Chironomidae. The record is from the annotation of a GenBank genome assembly.